AUGGCUCAAUCAAUCGUACAACGUGGGAGAUUUUUGCAGUUCUUGAUGCGCUCAUUGCUAGGUUCUUGUGAAGCCGAACUCAUAACUUGUGGUUUCAAUGGACGCAUUUGGAUUAAAGGCUUAAAUAUCAGGGAAACAAUAGCCGUUUACCGUACAAUUCGGGAUUCGGAAUUCAUUGCAGAACCGGAUAUCCCAAUUUUAGUUGAUAAACAGAUCAGGCAACUGCGCGGAUUUCCAGUAGACAAUGAGAUGAAUAUUUAG
Messenger RNA from Gongylonema pulchrum, 261 nucleotides. The record is from the annotation of a GenBank genome assembly. Lineage: Eukaryota; Metazoa; Nematoda; Chromadorea; Rhabditida; Gongylonematidae.